Molecule: messenger RNA, 1037 nt
Organism: Centruroides sculpturatus (bark scorpion)
Lineage: Eukaryota; Metazoa; Arthropoda; Arachnida; Scorpiones; Buthidae
Exons: 2
Coding region: 350-895 (181 amino acids)
Source: RefSeq, a predicted model, not a curated record
UCUAAGAGUACGGAAAUUUAUAUCUAUGUAUUAUUUUUAGAAAAUAUUCAGUCGAAUAUCGUGUCACACUCAUCCUGUAAACUGAAUUUACGAACGUAGUUAGUGGCUCGUGUCACUUAGCGAGAGAUAAACAAUCGAAAAACGAUCGAGAGAUAAAUUUAGAAUUUCCGUGUAGGCUUUCAUUUCAGUGUGUGUUUUGUCUCAGGUGUCAUGGCAACCACAGAUCUGUUCUUUACACUACUUAAUUCUUUCAAGAUAACAUCAUUCAUUGAAAAUUCAACAAGGAUUAUAAAUCCUUAAUUAAUUCAAAUCAAUUCGAGCAUUUAUAAAGAACGAACAAUGGUCUUUAAUGAUGGAGUAUAAUAUAAGCAGUAGUAAUGGAGUAACUCACGAAAAUGGCUCGAAUUCAGAAAAUGCUAGCACGGAAACAACAACCAGACAUUUGACGAGAGAAGAAAGAAUGCGUCUAGCAAACGAAUAUUACCAAACGUACGAUGCCAUGACUGGUGUAAGAAUAGCUGCCACCCUAGGAAGCAUCAUCACAUUAUUUACCGUGUUUCUUCUAUACAAAAGCAAAUGUCGAAUGGAUAAAGACGACAUAGGACAUUCAUAUAACUUUUCUGACAGUGAAGCCAGUGAAUAUCCACGAAUGAACAGUGAUGGAUUUAUCCAGCUGCCUCUGAAUCCAGAUCAAAAUGAUGAAGAUUAUUCAUUUAUAUGUUCUUCCAGUCCAAAAACACAUCGAGAGUCAUCCCCCAUCCGCAAUGACAGUUUAGAAUCUUUAAUUGAUUACAAAUCUGUUAAAACUAACAUCAAUCAUCUACCCUACACAAAUUCUCCUGAUAUGAAUACAAAUUUAUCUGCAAUUCAAAAUACGUGCGAAUGUAGUUCGUGAUUUCUCUAGCAAUAAACUGUAUUUUAUGUGAAAGGGUUUCAAGCAGUAUAUUUUAAUGCGAACUAUUUAUGUCUACAUACAGAUUCAUAUAAUACAAUCGAUGUAGGUUUUCAAUAAAAUGUAAUGAUAUCUACAUAAUGAU